This is a messenger RNA of Priapulus caudatus, 1567 nucleotides long. RefSeq names its product zinc finger protein 622-like. Gene Ontology annotation, molecular function: zinc ion binding; nucleic acid binding. The transcript is spliced from 10 exons. The coding region runs from base 1 to 1353 and encodes 450 amino acids. NCBI's taxonomy places the organism in Eukaryota, Metazoa, Priapulida, Priapulimorpha, Priapulimorphida, Priapulidae. Gene Ontology annotation, biological process: ribosomal large subunit biogenesis. Gene Ontology annotation, cellular component: preribosome, large subunit precursor. The record is from RefSeq and is a predicted model, not a curated record.
AUGUCCGUACACACGUGCAUCACCUGCAGAGUGGUAUUCGCUACAUCCGACUUCCAGCGAUCUCACUACAAGUCGGAUUGGCACCGCUACAACCUUAAGCGCAAAGUUGCAGAGCUGCCAGCAGUAAACGCCGACGCCUUCAAGGAACGAGUUCUCGCUCAGCGUGCGAAGGUCGAGGGAGAAGAGAAGAAAGGUGAGGUCUCAUUCUAUUGCAGUGCCUGCAACAAGCUGUUUGGCAACAACAAUGCUUUUCAGAAUCACAUUGGCUCCAGAAAACACAAGGAGAUGGAGGCGUCAGACAGUGUGAAAAAGAAAAGUGUAAUCAAGCAGAAAAACCAUCUGAAUCUUGAGAAGGGAAUGACUGAGACCGGCAAACAUAGUUCAGUAACCAAAAGGGUGGAAGAGAGUACUGGCGAUGGUGUGCAAUCUGUAAUGGAUACGACGUCAGAGCCCUCUGCAGCGCCAUCAGCUUCCUCGUCUGCGACCGGGGGCAUCAGCGGGGCAAUGAAGAGCAAGAUGCGAGCGCCGGAGCCAGCAGGCAGACGACUGAAGGAGAGCGAUGCGGACCACGAUGACAUGGGCAGCGAAGAUGACGUCGACGAUUGGGAGGACGUAGAGGGCGAUGAAGAAGACGAGGAGGCAGAGGAAGGAGAGGAAGUGUGGCUUGGAGACCCCAUCCUCCCCGUGGACUGCCUCUUCUGCCCCCAUCACAGCUCCAGCGUCGAGCAGAAUGUCAGUCACAUGAGUCGCGAUCACAGCUUCUUCAUCCCUGACGUGGAAUAUCUGGUUGACACAGAAGGUCUUAUCACGUACCUAGGGGAGAAGGUGGGCAUGGGUAACGUGUGCCUAUGGUGCAACGAGCGAGGUAAGGGAUUCCACAGCACACACUCCGUACAGCAGCACAUGUACGACAAGGGCCACUGCAAGAUGCUGUUCACCGGUGAUGCCGUGUUCGAAUACUCCGACUACUACGACUACAGGUCUAGUUACCCAGACCACAAGGAGGUGGAGGGCACCGAGGCAGAGCAAGAUGAAGAGGUUGAUCUCCCAGCUCUAGCUGAGCAGUACUAUGCACUGGUGCUGCCAUCUGGUGCAUCAAUUGGUCACAGGUCUCUGCUGAGGUAUUAUCGUCAGAACCCUCCACAGAAGGAACGACCGAGGCGCGGAGCGGUCAGCAAGGUGCUUGGACAGUACAGAGCACUUGGCUGGACAGGCAACACAAGUGUGCGCACCCCCCAGCAGAUGAAGGAUAUAGGCUACCUGCAGCGAGCAAGAGCGAGAUAUUACACGCAGCUCGGGCAGAAGGGAAAUAGCAUACUGCAGAAACACUACCGAAGCCAGAACCCAAUCUAAGCCUGUCGCAAGGUGGCGCUACUGUUCGGUGCAGAUGAAUGAACACCGUAGCAGACAGACUUCGAGACCAGGCCAGGCUCUGUUUUUGUACUUUGCUGUUUUUUGCAUUUUUGUUAUAUGGUGGAUAUCAGGGCUACAUCAGUGGCUCAAGUCUUGGCUCAAACUUUAAAACAUCCAGAGGGAGCAUAUCACUCAUAUAUUAUGCAUAUAUAUA